Messenger RNA from Oppia nitens, 1256 nucleotides. Its product is annotated as organic cation transporter protein-like. The coding region runs from base 48 to 1256 and encodes 402 amino acids. Gene Ontology annotation, cellular component: membrane. Lineage: Eukaryota; Metazoa; Arthropoda; Arachnida; Sarcoptiformes; Oppiidae. Gene Ontology annotation, molecular function: transmembrane transporter activity. The transcript is spliced from 6 exons. The record is from RefSeq and is a predicted model, not a curated record. Gene Ontology annotation, biological process: transmembrane transport.
UAAUCUGCGGCCGACAGGAACUGUCAUCAGUUAGCCAAUCGUUACAUAUGUUAGGCCAAGGACUGGGAGCCAUCAUAUUUGGCUAUCUGUCGUCACGUUUUGGCCGUAAACCAGUACUAUGGAUGACAAUCGCAUUGGAACUGUUGGCCGGCCUAUCGAGUGCACUGUCCGUCAAUAUAAUACAUUUUUCAAUAUCCCGUUUCCUAUUGGGAAUGGCAACAAACGGUCGUUAUCUGACAGCAUUUAUAUUAGUUACCGAAAGUGUUGGACCUAAAUAUAGGGCCACAUUAGGUCUAUGUUUUCAUUUGGGUUGGGCACUCGGCUAUUGUCUAUUACCGGGUAUUGCCUAUCUAUUGGCAAACUUUCGACAUUUGAUAUUAGUAAUAACAAUACCGGAAAUCUUAUGGCUUGUAUGGCUAUAUUGGAUACCGGAGUCGCCCCGUUGGCUGAUGAUCAAUGAAAAAUGGGAUCACUUGGAACAGGAGCUCAAACGGGCUGUCCAUAUGAAUAAUUUAUUAUCCAAAAAUGAUGAUAAUAAUGAUGAUGUUAAUGUUGAUAAUGAUGGUAAACAAAAAAAUAAAAGUGAUAAUAAUAAUAAUAAUAACGAAAAUAAACGGUCAUAUAUUUGGGAGGUAUUAAAGUCGCCCAACUUGAGGAGGACAACCCUAAUCAUGUACUUUACGUGGUUUGUCAAUGCAUUUGUCUAUUACGGCAUAUCGUUAAAUAUCGGCGAUUUUGGUUUCAAUUUGUUUAUUAACUUUUUGAUUGCCGGCCUACUGGAAAUUCCGGCCACUUUGUUGCCGAUGGUAGCCAUCAAUUAUAUGGGUCGCCGGCCACUGACUGCUGGACUUAUGUACUCAAGUGGACUGUCGUGUUUGGCUAUCGUACCAUUGCUGGCACUGUUGGCUGACUGGCCCCGAGUAACCAUUGCAUUGAUCGGCAAAUUUUUCAUUACCAGUUCGUUCGCUGUUAUCUAUCCAUACGCUGCCGAAAUCUAUCCAACUGUGGUCAGACAAGUGGGUCUCGGGUCGUGUUCAGUGGCCUCCUGUCUCGGCUGUAUGUUAGCACCGUUUGUCAAAGAUCUGAGUUUAAGCACCGGUAUGAAUGUUGUCCUUUAUAUUUUGAGUGGUCUAUCCAUUGUCGACGGUGUGUCCAUACAUUUUCUGCCCGAAACUCGUGGCAAACAAAUUGCCGACACUAUUGCCGAAGCCGAACAAUUUAAUAUGCGGACUAUUACUAAUACUACUACCACUUAA